This is a messenger RNA of Candidula unifasciata, 1554 nucleotides long. Lineage: Eukaryota; Metazoa; Mollusca; Gastropoda; Stylommatophora; Geomitridae. The record is from the annotation of a GenBank genome assembly.
AUGAGCAGCCGACGACCUCCACAAGAUGUCAUCAAAAGGAAAAUCAGAAAUGGUGUAACUACAUCAAACUUAUCAUCUCAAGCAACUAAAUCACCAAAAAGAUUAAACAGACCGCACCAGAAGCAGCCCAGAUCUGCAGGAUUAUUAUCAUUGUCUCAUUUAUUGUCAGGAAACAUCUAUUCUUAUCGAACACCCACAAAAAUUAUAGUCUUCCUCACAAUAACAACUGUACUGUUAGUUUUUCUAUACCAGACUGUGCUUCCAUUUGCAAGUAGACAUUUUGCCAGCUUGCACUGGAGUUUCUCUAAUACCAGCUUAGAAGAAAUUGAUUUUAAGUCAUCAGGCUGGAGAUUGCCGGAUGCUGAGGUACUGCAAAAAUAUGGCUCAGAUAUUUGCAACAUUGAACGUGUAUCGUUCAACAACCUGCCAGAAGCCAGAUUUGAAACAGAGUUUAGAUUUAAAAAGCCAGUACUUGUGACAUUCCCUAAUGGUGCUGCUGACUGGACGGAGCCAGGACUGUGGUCAAGAUCUGAACUUUCAAAAGCUUACAGCAAAUGGACAAUACAUUCUGGUCAGUCUCUGGAGAUUGUCCGUACAGGCGGCAACGCCAGACAUGCAUCUUCUUUCCAGGAAUUUCUCACCAACCUGAUGGCUGAUAAGAAGACUGGAACACUUGAGCCCAUGCAUUAUGUGUUUGAUCGCUCAUUUUACGGAAGAUCCAAUUUACCAAAGACUCUUCAUUUACCCAAAUAUUUUGAAGUCAGUUCCUCAGAAGAUGACAGCGUCUUUUUCUUGGGCUCAUCAAUGACAGGCGUAGUAUUCCAUAAACAUUCUGACACCUGGAAUGGGGUUGUGUACGGCAGCAAGAGGUGGUUCCUCUAUCCAAACACAAAAACUCCACCUGGAGGUGUGCACCAUGGAUUCAGUGUUCUUGAGUGGGUUGAUCAUGUCUACCCAAACCUGACUGAUGUUGACAAGCCUAUUGAGUGUGUGCAACAGCCUGGAGAGAUUCUUUAUCUGCCAGAAGGGACAUACCAUGCCACACUCAACUUGGGAGACACAAUUGCUGUAGCUAUGCAGAAGAAAAAUGCCGUAACCAAAGCUGAACUGCUUUCAUAUGAAGAAAGCUCAGAAGCAGUUAUGAAGAUUGGGCGUGUGUUGUAUGAUCUAGGAAAAUAUUCGCAGUCACUGCCUUGGCACAUCAGAGCCAUCAAAAUGGACCCAUUUUUUGUUGUGGCCUACAUUCAUUUAGCUAAAACAUUUUCUGCGUUGCGUGAUUACAAGAAAGCCGAAACAACAUUCAAGAAAGCCAUCCAAUUGUCACCAAACCUCUGGGACACUUAUAAAGAGUAUGGGGAGUUUCUUCUGAAACAGGGACGACACCAAGAUGCAUUACCAGUUUAUAAAAAGGGCACAGAGCUGAUGCCAGACAUGGUGCCCUUCUGGUUCUACUACAAGUUGUGUCAGCUACAGACUGGAGAUCUAGAGGGGGCAGAGAAAUCUGAGAAGAUGAUUGCUGAUCUCAAGGCCAGAACACAGAUAGAAAGGAAUUAA